Molecule: messenger RNA, 1158 nt
Organism: Cyphellophora europaea CBS 101466
Lineage: Eukaryota; Fungi; Ascomycota; Eurotiomycetes; Chaetothyriales; Cyphellophoraceae
Product: phosphatidylserine decarboxylase
Exons: 1
Coding region: 1-1158 (385 amino acids)
Biological process (GO): phospholipid biosynthetic process
Molecular function (GO): phosphatidylserine decarboxylase activity
Source: RefSeq, a predicted model, not a curated record
AUGUCCGAAACAGCACAGCUGCACGAAGAGGGUCUCGAGCAGACGCUCCAGGCGCUUGAUUAUGUUACGAGCAAGAGCGCUCAAGGGGAGGACCCAAAGAAUCACCUGCAUAAGCCGGCUGAUCAUAACACCUCCCACUCGUGGCUGAGCUCUUGGCUUCCUUCAUGGAGCUACAUCGAGAGUAUGGAAGCUUCUUAUCACCUCGGCAACUGGGUCCGAGACCGUCACACUGAUGAAAAAGCAUGGGAGGUCAUGUCAGUCUAUGUCCGCCUCGGCAUGCAUUUGCUUUACUAUGGCACCUGCCAGGAAAUGCUCCUCGGCACCAAACGAGUCCUUGAGAUGUUACGGGAGCAAAGCGUCAAGAUGGGGAGGCAAUACGACGAUCCUAGUUCCAAAGCACAUAUUCAACCAUUCAUUGACAGUUUUGGGCUACAGAACGCCCUUUCGGAGCUCGUGGAGCCGGAUCCGACAAAGUAUGCAACGUUUAACGACUUCUUCGCGCGAAGGUUGAAGGACGAUGCACGGCCAAUUGAUGAGCCCAACCAAACAACUGUCACGUCGAGUCCUGCAGACUGUAGAUUGACAGCUUUUACCACCAUUGAGGUGGCGACGAAGUUCUGGGUGAAAGGUGCGAAUUUCACUAUGGAGCGUCUGUUCCAAGAUCAAGAUCUCGCAAAGUCCUUCGAUGGGGGAAGUAUGGUCAUCGCACGCCUCGCUCCUCAGGACUAUCACCGUUGGCACAGUCCGGUGUCCGGAACAGUGAAGAGCGUGAAGGAGAUACCGGGAACUUACUAUACGGUCAAUCCCCAAGCAAUCAACGAGAGUGGCACCAUUAACGUGUACUGUGAGAAUAGACGCAGUAUCAUGGUCGUUGAAAUUGAGGCUGGGUCAUCAGUCGCUAUCGUAGCAGUUGGGGCAAUGCUGGUCGGAAGCAUCAAGUAUUUUGAUGGUGUCGAGAAACCAGGAGCACAGAUCCAACGAGGGCAAUGUUUGGGUGGUUUCUACUAUGGUGGUAGUACGGUGCUUGUCUUCUAUCAGAAAGGUGACUUGGAACUGGACGAGGAUCUGGUGAAAUGGUCUACUCAUCCUGAUGGGCCUUGUGAGACAUACAUGAAGGUUGGCUGGAGAAUUGGAGCCAAGCAGAACCCAACUUCUUGA